Messenger RNA from Mesitornis unicolor (brown roatelo), 1810 nucleotides. It is a transcript of the gene GTF2IRD1, whose product is annotated as GTF2I repeat domain containing 1. Gene Ontology annotation, cellular component: nucleus. Lineage: Eukaryota; Metazoa; Chordata; Aves; Mesitornithiformes; Mesitornithidae. The annotation marks the transcript as partial. The record is from RefSeq and is a predicted model, not a curated record. The transcript has 18 exons. Gene Ontology annotation, molecular function: DNA-binding transcription factor activity.
GAAGCAAAUUUACCAAAGAUCCAACCAAGCUGGAGCCCUCCAGCCCCCCCGGGGAGAUCUCCCCUGAGCCGCACCGCGGGGCUGUGCUGGACCUGGUGGGAACCUCUCAGGGUAACAGCAGGUCUGAGAAGUGUAACGUUUCUGAAAGCUGUGAACCAGGUACCUCGGGAGAGCUGGGUGGGAUCAGGCAGAUCAAAAUCGAGCCAGACGAGCUGGACAUCAUCCAGAUCACCGUGCCAGACCGAUCGCCUGGUUCGGAUGAGAUGCGUGACCCAGUACCCACGCACAUGGCCUCAGAGGAGUCGAACUACAUCCCAGAAACAGGAGCAGGGACAGAGAAGGGGCCCAUCGAGGAGUUGCGACAUGAAGAAAAGCCGAUGGAGGGAUCAGAUGGUAUAGGAGAUGUUUUAAGUCAUUUGAGGAAACAAGUUGAGAUUUUGUUCAACAUGAGAUAUGCAAAAGCCAUAGGAAUAUCAGAGCCGGUCAAAGUUCCCUACUCCAAGUUCCUGAUGUAUCCCGAGGACCUGUUUGUGGUGGGCUUGCCAGAGGGCAUCCUGCUGCGGCGCCCCAACUGCUUCGGGAUUGCGAAGCUGAAGAAGAUUCUGCAAGCGAGCAAUAACAUCCAGUUUGUCAUUAAAAGGCCAGAGCUGCUGGCAGAGGGCGUAAAGGAGACAGCGUCGAAUAGCCCGGCAGCCAAAGCCACCAGCGAGAGGGACUCGAGCGAGGCACUGCUGGAGGACGCUGUGAAGAGACAGGGCUUUCAAGAAAAUUAUGAUGCCAGGCUUUCCAGAAUAGACAUUGCUAACACACUGAGGGAACAAGUCCAGGACCUGUUCAAUAAGAAAUAUGGUGAGGCCUUGGGGAUUAAGUACCCCGUGCAAGUGCCAUACAAGCGGAUCAAGAGCAAUCCAGGGUCAGUGAUUAUAGAGGGGCUGCCCCCUGGGAUCCCGUUCAGGAAGCCGUGCACCUUCGGCUCACAGAACCUGGAGAGGAUAUUGGCCGUCGCCGACAAAAUCAAGUUCACCGUGACGAGGCCUUUUCAAGGACUCAUCCCCAAACCUGCCCCUAGACGGAUAACAUCAUUGGAAAAAGCCUACGCUGCCUUGAAUGAUGAGGACGAUGCCAACAGGCUCGGGGAGAAGGUGAUUCUCCGAGAGCAAGUGAAAGAGCUUUUCAAUGAAAAAUAUGGAGAGGCUCUGGGCUUGAACCGGCCUGUCAUGGUGCCAUAUAAACUCAUCAGGGACAGUCCUGACGCCGUGGAGGUUACCGGGCUGCCAGAUGAUAUCCCUUUCAGAAACCCCAAUACCUACGACAUCCAUCGGCUGGAGAAGAUCCUGAAGGCACGCGAGAGCAUCCGGAUGGUGAUUAUAAACCAGCUCCAGCCAUUUGCCGAAAUCUGCACUGAGGCCAAACAAACAGAGAAGGACACCAGCGUUCCCAAACGGAAGCGGAAGAGGAUCUCCGAAGGGAACUCGGUAUCUUCCUCUUCCUCAUCUUCCUCUUCCUCCUCUUCCAAUAUGGAGUCUACAUCAUCAACAAAUCAGAUCUCACUUGUGCAAUGGCCCAUGAACAUGUACAUGUUAGACUAUGGUGGUCUAAACGUCCAGAUCCCAGGACCUAUUAACUAUUAGACCUCAAUACCGAAUAAGAACCUCAAAUGAAAGAAUAAAUAAAUAAAUGUAAUUUAUGUAAAAAGUGUAUAUUCCAAUAUGUAUCAAUGCCUUUUAGUUUUUCCAAUGAUUUUUACACUAUAUUCCUGCCAUCAAGGCCUUUUUAAAUAAAAAUAUAAAGUGUUGCCUUGCUCUUAAAA